Hyalella azteca is the source of this 1186-nucleotide messenger RNA. RefSeq names its product keratin-associated protein 6-2-like. The transcript has 2 exons. The coding region runs from base 76 to 606 and encodes 176 amino acids. NCBI's taxonomy places the organism in Eukaryota, Metazoa, Arthropoda, Malacostraca, Amphipoda, Hyalellidae. The record is from RefSeq and is a predicted model, not a curated record.
UCCGUAACCACUGCGCAAGCACCCCCGAUACUUGGCGGCGAACGUUCGGUUCGGAAUCGAAAUCGCAAAGUGACAAUGUGCUUGCUAAUCACGCGGCUGCUGGUGCUGUUUACUACACUUCUUGUCAUGGGGGCCACGAAUCCUGUUAACCUGCCUCAGGAACCAGCGCCUCCUAUAACUGAUCGACCUGACGUCGGAAGACCCGGCGGCCCUCCUAACCCCCCAGUCAGACUACCGCCCUCUCGACCAAACGAUCCGUUGCGUGAUGCAUCGGAUGUCGUGCGGCCUGGUCGCACCGAAUUCAGAAGUGGCGGUUACGGAGUUAGCGCAGGAUAUGGUUCAGGGUUAGGUAGAUACGGCGGGUACGGAGGCUACGGCUAUAACGGAGGAUAUGGUGAUGGUGGUUACGGGAGCAACUACGAUGAUGUAGGUUACGCAGGAUAUGGUGGAGACUAUCUUGGGGGAUACGGAAGUGGAUACGGUGGUAGUGGUGGAGGUUAUGGAGGAGGGUACGGCGGGUAUGGAGGAGGGUACGGCGGGUAUGGAGGAGGGUACGGCGGGUAUGGAGGAGGGUACGGCGGGUAUGGAGGAGGGUACGGUCGGUAAAGUGCGUAGGAGGCAUAUAGUACCGGCCCCGAUGGAAAUUGGGAGUUUAUUGCAAUUUAGGAAAAAAUUGUUUCCAUGCCGUUCAGUGAACCAAGUAGGACUUGGUACGAUCCAGCGUAUUAAGCUAAGUUAAGACUAUAUAAAAAAUACGUAUUGAUGUGCUUUUCAUUCGUUCCUUCAAGGACAACCUUUGGCUCGGCUCGAGGUUGACGAGAUGUUACUUAUUUUACUUGAACCAAAUGUCCGUCAACGAUAUUCGUGGAAUCAAAUUACGUUCGGAAAUUUGCUGAUACUCCUGCGUGAAACGUGAUUUGUUUCUAGUUAUUGCAGCAUGAGCCGUCAUACGAGUACUAGAUUCCAAUAAUUUGAAACCUCUUUAUCGAAACUGCCGCUACUGGCGAAUUGUGGUGGAAACCAAACUCGAGGACGAAACUGCGAACCUUGAACAGUUCUCUUGCGGGGUACGAGGUAGUUCGUGAUUGGGCAGCGACUGUACCGCAAGUUUCUGAACUUACACUGAUUCCAUUGACCCUAUGUUCCUUCUUGCAGUGAUGAAUUCGAACUAAAUUUAACCAUUUCA